CAGCUCCAGUCCGCUCGCCACUUCGAUGUUAAGAGUUUCUCCGCGGUCUCCACUUCACCGCCCACACAAACAUUGGCUUCUCCCCGGUGGUGUAUCUUCUAAAUUCGAAUCGAAUACGCUUCCCAGACCUCGUAAGUGGUGUCUUAAUGAUUUUGACAUUGGAAAAACUCUCGGUAAGGGAGCAUACGGUGCAGUCUAUUUGGCUCGAGAAAAAGAGAGCCGAUACAUAUUAUCCCUUAAAAUCCUGUUUAAGGCUCAAAUAAAGCAUCAAGAGCUUGAAAACCAGCUUCAAAGAGAAAUAGAAAUACAAUCCCAUUUAAUCCAUCCCAAUAUAGUCAAGUUAUUUGGAUACUUCUAUGACGAUAAACGAGUGUAUUUAAUCUUGGAGUACGUUCCUAAAGGUGAACUUUCUAAAGAGCUCCUCAAAUAUCUCUAUUUCAGCGAAUCUCGAGCUGCUACUUACACUUAUCAAUUAGCACAUGCCCUUUCUUACUGCCAUCAGAAUGAGAUAAUUCAUCGAGAUGUUAAGCCGGAUAACAUAAUGAUUGCAGCUAGGGGUCAAAUCAAACUUACUGAUUUUGGUUGUUCUGUCCAUACACCCUCUUCCAAACGUAAAACCUAUUGCGGUACACUAGACUAUUGGCCACCCGAAAUGGCUUCUGACAUGUCCCACAAUGAUAAGGUUGACGUAUGGAGCCUAGGAAUUUUGACUUUUGAAAUGCUCACGGGCAAGACACCGUUUAGCGGAAGAACUGCACUUGAGACUCUACAACGUAUCAAAUCCGCUGACAUCAUAUACCCUGCGAGUUUAUCUCAUUCUUCUCUUGAAUUCAUAAAGCUGCUACUAUCUCGUUCUCCUAGUGACCGAAUUGCUAUGUCGAAUGUUACUCAACAGUCUUGGCUUCAGGAGCACGCAGAAUUAUCACUCGUUCAGUGUUCCGCUGCUCUUAGAGACUGGGAUUCAUUUAAACAUUUGCAACCAUUCCCCAAAGUCAAAAGUGCUUAUGAUGAAAGAGAUAUCUUUCCAGGGGGUACGAAUCAAUGCUAUGGCAACCAUAACGAGGCAGAUGGUGAUUUGGGCUGUAUUUCAUUGGAUCUUACGCUUCGAAGUACUAAUAACCAAAUGAGCCCGUGA
This is a messenger RNA of Protopolystoma xenopodis, 1135 nucleotides long. The record is from the annotation of a GenBank genome assembly. Lineage: Eukaryota; Metazoa; Platyhelminthes; Monogenea; Polystomatidea; Polystomatidae.